This is a messenger RNA of Perca fluviatilis (European perch), 5216 nucleotides long. Its product is annotated as transcription initiation factor TFIID subunit 4-like. Gene Ontology annotation, cellular component: transcription factor TFIID complex. The transcript is spliced from 16 exons. Gene Ontology annotation, molecular function: DNA binding; RNA polymerase II general transcription initiation factor activity; protein heterodimerization activity. Lineage: Eukaryota; Metazoa; Chordata; Actinopteri; Perciformes; Percidae. The coding region runs from base 97 to 3015 and encodes 972 amino acids. The record is from RefSeq and is a predicted model, not a curated record. Gene Ontology annotation, biological process: DNA-templated transcription; transcription initiation at RNA polymerase II promoter.
CUGCUCGCAACCAUUUGUUCCAAGCUUUAUUUUCUUCGAAGAACCAAUCACAGCGCCCGACGAGGUCGCGUCACUGAGGGUGCAUCCAAUCGGCGCAUGCGUCUCACGAGCGAGCGUAGCUUGGCAAAGAUGGCGGCGGGCUCCGAUUUGCUGGAUGAUGUUUUCUUCAACACAGAUGUGGACGAAAAAGUAGUUAGUGAUCUAGUCGGAUCUCUGGAGUCUGAACUAACGGGAGCAGAGCGCGUUAACGCAACGACCAGGGUCCAGUCUGCAGCAAAUCACGCUGGCAACUCAGCUGUAGGUAACGUUAGUAAUUCCAAUGUUCAGGGUCUUGGAGGCAGCAAAAUGGGACUUUCACAACAAGAGCUUGCUAAAGCAGGGACAGGAGUGCAAGGAGGUGUCAUUAACAGUACGGGUUCCCACGGUUCAAGCAUGGAUGGAGCAGCCGGGACCACAUCGAGCAUGACAGCCGCUCAGAGUCAGUCCAAGCCCGGGACAGCUAGCGGAGUCGUUACGGUCGUAUCAGAUGCAGCAUCUGGUGUUGGGAAACCUGGAACGACUGGUGUUCAAACUUUGAAUGGAAGUAACGUUGUGAUGAACUGUCAUAUCACCGGAGGCACGAGCGGCAACAACUCCCAGCCCGCCGUCACGCUUGUCAACAACGGACCUGUUUCAGUGAGCAAAGGAAGCGCAACAGUUUUGUCUGCAACACCAAGUACUAUUAUUCGAAAUUCUUCGACGAGUGCGCAGAAUGCUGUGAUUUCGUCUCAGUCCUCUGUGAAAAGUGUACCCACUGUCACGCUUGUGAGGCCACCUAUGCAAGCUAACACCUCACAAAGCGGAGGCUGCCAAACCACGGUUUUAACAUCACCCGCUGUUAGUGUUACCAGCACGGCCGGCUCGCUCGUCAACAAAUUCGACUCCACAAAAGCUAUAAUGCAGACUGGUGCGCACGUCGUGGCUUCAGCUGUUGCGACAGGGACAAUAGCGACCAUGAGGAGCCCGACUGUUUUGCAAAACUUGAGGACUUCAGUACCGUCAACAAUCGCUGCUACUCCUCCUGGAGGAAUACGAGCUAUUGCUCCACAGGUGUUGGCCCCUCGACUCACUCAGCCUCAACAAAACGCCCCAAAUAUCCAAAACAUCCAGCUCCCUCCAGGCAUGGUCUUGGUUCGCAGUGAGAGUGGGCAGCUGCUGAUGAUUCACCAGCAGACCUUGGCUCAGAUGCAGGCUCAGUCGCAGUCCCAAAGCGCCAUGACACCACGACCUGCAGCCCCCACCAGCACUCCACCUGUCCAGAUCACUUCUCUACAGGCUCCAGGCGCGUCACUACUGGCUUGUCCGGUUACCCCCACCGCCAUUAUUAAGCAAGGUUCUUCAGUCCAGACCACUGUGACAACCUCUACCACACUGCAGAGGCCGCCUGUACAGCAGAACACCAUCAUGCUGGGAGGAACUGCCCCCACCCCGGGACAGCCGCUCGGAACGCCCACCACAGCGCAGCCUGGUUCUGUAGCCACAGCAGUUACACAGAGGACCCCUGUCACUCCAACAGCUGUCACAGCUGAGACACUAGAGAAUGUAAAAAAGUGUAGAAACUUUCUGUCCACGUUGAUCAAGCUGGCAUCCAGUGGGAAACAGUCCUCUGAGACUACGGCCAACGUCAAGGAGCUGGUCAAGAACCUGCUGGAAGCGAAGAUAGAGCCUGAAGAUUUCACCAGUAGGUUAUACCGGGAGCUCAACUCCUCACCACAGCCCUACCUUGUGCCUUUCCUGAAGAGAAGUCUCCCAGCACUGCGUCAGAUGACCCCAGACCCAGAGGCCUUCAUCCAGCAGAGCCUGCUGCCUCUGCCCAGCACUCAGCCUGCUGCAGCAGUCUCCACGGCCCUCACCGCUGUGAUGCUGCGACCUCCUCUCUCCACGGCCACCAGCACUGCCGCGACCAAAACCACAGUUAUCAGCCUUCCUCAGGCACCUCACCAUAAACCUGGACUGAUAGUGCCCCAGCAACAGGGGACGAUGGUCAGGCCACAGGUGACGCUGGCUCAGUCUCCCAUGGUAACACUCAAAGGACAAUCUCAUAGCCGUAUCAUUGUGGGCCAGCCGCAGGUGGUCAAACAGCUACAGACAGCAGUGAAGCAGACAUUGGCUCCGGGGGCCAAAGGAAUGCAAUUAGUCAGUCAGGCCCCUCUCACAGCUGCUCAGAAGAACAAGCUGAGGGAAGCAGGAGGGGGAACCUUCAGAGAUGAUGAUGAUAUCAAUGAUGUGGCCUCUAUGGCAGGGGUCAACUUGUCAGAGGAGAGUGCCCGUAUCUUAGCAACCAACUCUGACCUAGUUGGCAUGGUAACUCGUUCUUGUAAGGAUGAGACCUUCCUCUCCACCUCUUUACUCACGCGGAGAGCUCUGGAGAUUGGUAAGAGGUUUGGUGUCGGCGAGUUGGGCGCAGAUGUGAUCAACUACAUUUCCCAUGCUACACAGCAGCGACUACAAAACCUGCUGGAAAAGGUGUCACAAGUGGCACAGCAGAAAAACACAACUUUCAAGGAGGAUGAGCGGUAUGAGCCGGUAAGCGAUGUGCGAACCCAGCUUAAAUUCUUCGAGCAGCUGGAUCAGGUGGAGAGGCAAAGGAAGGAAGAGCAGGAGAGAGAGAUUCUCCUGAAGGCUGCCAAGUCUCGGUCACGGCAAGAGGACCCUGAGCAGCUCAGACUAAAACAGAAGGCCAAAGAGAUGCAGCAGCAGGAGCUGGCUCAGAUCAGACAGAGAGAAGCCAACCUAACGGCGCUGGCAGCAAUCGGUCCGAGGAAAAAACGGAAAAUGGACUCUCCUGUUAGGGGCGCCAGUGCAGAGGGCUCAGGGUCAGGCCCCUCUCAGCCUGGAGGCUCCGGUGGAGCAGGCUCCAGACAGUUUAUGCGACAGCGCAUCACCAGAGUCAACCUCAGGGACCUGCUCUUCUGCCUGGAGAAUGAAAGAGGGACCAGUCACUCCCACCUGCUCUAUAAAGGCUUCCUCAAAUAGCACCCGCAUUAAAAUGACUAGUGUCGCUCAGUGGCGUUCAAGAAGCAGAGUUGACUGUCAGCUCAGACCGUCUCUGCCGGUACUUUCUGUGAUCACCCACUACUGAGUGACGAGACGUCGGUCUGUGGGAAGAAAAUGAUCUGGGCGCCGAAAGGACGUCUUCUUUUAAAAGCCUCUUCAAGCACAGGUCUUUGGUAUUUUUCAGAGGAGCAAAAAUUUGAACUGGGCCCUGAUUUCAGUGUGCCUCUCAGCUCGGCUUUGCUCUUUAGAGACCAGUUUUACCCAACCACGCUUCAGUCAUGCACUGCCUCAUGCUGCACACGAGGAAAAUGUCUUUAACCCAACUGAGCGCUAUAGAACUGAAGACCUUGUCAGUGUCACUUCCUCUGACAUGCGUGUUGUAGCAGCAAAUCUCUUUGAAGUGGUUUCAUUUUAGAUUAAUGUGGGACACUCAGGUGCAACAGCCUGAUUUUACAAAACUGCAGUAAUGUGCUAAUUUUCUUGACCAUGUUAACGUAAAAACUCUGUUUAUUUAAGUUCUUAACAGAGAUUUUAAUUUAUCACACAUUUAUACUAUAUUUUAGCACAGUUUUAAUGCCUGUGGAUUGUUUUACAGAGAGUAACCUUGACUAGCCUUGUCAUCUGCUGAGUUGCCUUCUUAACAAAUUAAGCCAUAUGGAUUAGAAUGUGUUGAUCUGCUUCAGUAACAUCAUCUGUCCAACAGUUCUCUCCAGAUUUGUAGGAUGUGUGCUACAUCGUUUUGUUGUGCUCUUUCUUUCUUUCUUUCUUUCUUUCUUUCUUUCUUUCUUUCUUUCUUUCUUUCUUUCUUUCUUUCUUUCUUUCUUUCUUUGUCUUAGCUUGAUUGGAAACAAAAAAUUAUUGUUUAUGUCAUGUGUUGUGCAUGAUGUAAUCACAGGUGUUGUAUUUGAACUCUUGCAACUAUAUUAUUUAUUGUGAGAGUUCCCGACACGGUGGUUGAAACCGAAAUUCCACUUUUUAUUCAGAUACUAGCACAUUUACUACAAAGAAGACAUGCCCUUUACAUUCCUAUCGAUCAUUUCUAAAGCCACCUCCCCUGCAGUCAGCCGUUUUCAUUAAUUUCUUUAGUGACAAUAUACAAUUUAACUUCAAGAACUGUACCUUAUGUCCCAGUGAACAUCCUUUCCAAAGUAGUUGUUGUUCACCACUUUAUCAUUGCCAAAUAGAUUUCAAAAGUCUGCAGAUUUUCUGGUGUGUUAAAUGUGCUUGUUGUCCUCUGAUUUAGAAGAUCCAAGAAUAAUGAAAGAUUUACAUAAUUAUUAUGAAAAUAAUAAUGUGGAUUUGGCUCUGUGUUUUUUGAAUAAUGUCACCAAGAGGCUUUUACGUCAUUUCCCUGCGUUUCCUAAAUGUCCCCCAAAGAGCUGCAGACUUUUCAAAUGAAAGUGUGUAAUGUUUAAGUAAGCUUUGACUAAAAUAUCUUUGUGCAGGAUGGAUUGCACAUCUCAAGCACAUUUUAGUCUUUGCUUUUUGUACCAAUAAAAAGAUAAUGGAAAUGGUUGGCUAAAUAAAUAAAAACAUUGAAACUAGUAUGGUAUAAUUGGGGAAAUUAAGUGGCUGUUAGUAAUGUAAAGUAUCCAGGCUGUGUAGCUCAUGGGCUAUAAUGUGAAUUUAAAAAAAGGAGUUUGGAGAAAUGAAUCCCAAUAAUGUUAUUGAUUACAGUCAUUUAUGUGAAUCACACAUUUUCCAAAAAGUAGUUUUUCCAAAUUUUUAUAUUUAUGAAUGAUGGAGGAUGAUCAUAUUGGUAAACAUGGGCAUGAAAUGCAGAACGAGGACUGCACUUUGACAGAUCACUUUUCUAAAACUAGUCGAUCAGAUGAACAUACUCACUUUAUAACUUUUUAUAUUUUUAGUGCACAUACUAAUUUUGGUCUUUAUACCUUUGUCAUUUUCUGAAAGAAUCUGUAUUGGCAACUUUUUUUAUUACUGUAUAUAUUUAAGUUUGCUGUUUGUAAGUUUAUCAGUUGACAACUUCCAACUCAGCAGAUUUAUUUUAUCUUUCAUAUACAGUGGAUAUGACAAAUAAGACAUAUGACACUUUCUUGCCAAUAUCUUGUACAUUUUGCACAGCCACCUGUUUAUAUGUAAAUAUCUGAAUUUAAAAAAUGUUUUAAUUGCUAUUUUAUAAUGGAUUGAAAGAGAAUGAUCUCUAUUAAAACAAAAAA